Molecule: messenger RNA, 896 nt
Organism: Musca domestica (house fly)
Lineage: Eukaryota; Metazoa; Arthropoda; Insecta; Diptera; Muscidae
Exons: 4
Coding region: 234-725 (163 amino acids)
Source: RefSeq, a predicted model, not a curated record
UCUGGGAAUCUGUAUUAUUGUUCUUCCAAACGUCUCCAACUACGGAUGUUUAGUUUUUGUCGGAUUUGUUCUUCAAAAAAUUGACGCUCAGUGGAAUUCAUAGAGUGUUGUUGUUGGUGUUGUCAUUUAUUUUCAUUGUUGCGGUUGGAAUACUUAUAAAUUUUCUUAUUGUUAAACAAAAUUUAAUUAUUUUUGAUAACGUUAAACAAAGAGAAAAAAAUAAACACAGCAACAUGAAUAGCAAAUUACUUAAAGUUCUGAUCCUCUUCACCUUGAUGCAUUUAUCGCGAGCCAUUGAGAAUGCCAAUAAUGCAGACACAUCCAAUGAUUUGCAGACAUCGGCCACCUCUGCCAAACUUCUCAAUCUAGGAGGUUUAUUAGGAGGCGGAGGAGGAAAUGGCUAUUAUCCCAGCAAUACCCGGCCAAAUUACUAUCCAUCCAACAAUGGCUUUUAUCCAUCGACAGGUUAUUACCCCUCAAAUGGGGGAUUUUAUCCCAGCACGGGAUAUUAUCCAACCGCGGGUGGUAAUUAUCCUACAAAUGGUUAUUAUCCCACAAACAGCUACCCCAACUCAGGAUACCCCAGCUCUGGAUGGAAUAAUGCCGGUGGCUAUUAUCCCACCAAUACUUACUAUCCCAGUGGCACAGGAACCAACAUUCUGCCCGGCAACGGUGGUUAUGGCGGCUAUGGAGGUUAUCUUUCAAGAAAACUCAACUUGGGCUGAUCUGCAAAGGAUACAUUUGUCGACAACCGUACACACAUGUCGUCUUUGAAAACUUCUUUUUACACCUUACAAUGUAUUUCAAUCUGUUACAUGCACACUAUUACAUUUCUAAGAAAAUAAAAAUAAAAAAACAAAUCACAUUUGUUAAUCCAUCACAUAUCGUAAAAAGAA